AUGGCUGAUCCGGAAGACCCUGCCGUGUCUGCGUCUAAGCGCAGGCACUCUGCUGUCGACGGUGACGAGAAUGAUGAUUCUUCCUCCGAUGACGAUUUUGGGCCUGCGCUGCCAUCCGAGGCGGCACCGAAAAAGAAAAGACGAAAGUUGCCGUUCGAGAAAGUCUAUGUGAAAGCUUUGCCGGCCUCGCCCCGAUACUCGAAGUCGCUCAUGCACAAGGAACAAUUGUCUUUCGUGACAGUCACACCAUAUACUGAAUUCGUAAUUACCAGUUCUGUCGACGGAUUUGUGAAAUUCUGGAAAAAGAUGGCAGAAGGAAUUGAGUUCGUGAAGGAAUUCCGAGCCCAUCCUGGUGAGAUCCACGGCACUAGCGUGAGUGCGGACGGCCGCAGCUUUGCGACGGCGGGGGCAGACAAAACGAUCAAAAUCUUUGAUGUCAUAACCUUUGAUUUGUUGGCUAUGUAUACCUUGGACUUCGAGCCGCGCUGCGUCUGCUGGGUCCAUCGGCGAGGGGCUUCCCUACCUUUAUUGGUAGUCACAGAUCGGUCGAGCAAUACAAUUCAGAUAUUCGAUGGGCGCGGCGAAAAUCCAAAACCUCUGCAUUCGAUUCAGUCCAUUCAUCGUCACCCGGUAGUGUCACUGGCCUUCAACAAUACAUACGACUGCGUUAUCUCGAGUGAUGAGUUUGGCAUGGUGGAAUAUUGGCGAGCUGGCGAUUUCUCUUUUGAGAAGCCCGAUAAUGUCUUCAAACUUAAGUCGUCGACCGGUCUGUUUGCCUUUAGGAAAGCCAAGUCUAUAGCCACGUCACUCACCAUCUCGCCCGAUGGCGAGCAUUUUGCAUCCGUCUCCUUCCCCGAUCGCCAGAUUCGCGUUUUCGAAUUUGCCACGGGUAAACUGUACCGCACGUAUGACGAGUCGAUCACGACACUCAUGGAAAUGCAACAAGCCGGAACAGCGCCAUACUCGCUGGAUGAAGUGGACUUCGGACGGCGCCUGGGAAUCGAACGUGAAUUGGAGGGCGAGGCUACUCGUAACAAAGUCAAUGUCUCCUUCGACGAAUCGGGGCAUUUUCUGCUUUACGGGUCGUUGUACGGCAUCAAAUGCGUUAACACCUACACCAACCGAGUCGCCAGCCACAGAAAAAGGGGAGUGGUGACGGUAUCUAUGGCAGCAAGCAGCAACCCGCUUCUCCAGGAGGCAGAGGAGCGAGAUGCGAUCCUUGUCAGUACUGGUCUUGGCAAGGUGCGCUUCUACAUGUUCACCAACGAGACCGAGGUGUCCAAAUCCAGCCGAGAUGUCCAGAACGAAAAGCCCACUCAGACCACGGGCAAUAGCGAUGCAGGCCCUACCAAGGCUGCAGAAAGCGGGAAAGCAGCUAUUCUCCACACUACCAUGGGAGACAUCCACUUGCGUCUCUACCCCUCGGCGGCGCCGCGAACCGUGGAGAAUUUUGUCACUCAUGCCCGGCAGGGGUACUACAAUAACACAAUCUUCCACCGAGUGAUACCCAAGUUCAUGAUCCAGGGCGGUGAUCCGCAAGGUGACGGUACUGGCGGCGAGUCAAUAUGGGGCGGGGAAUUCCCGGAUGAGUUCUCUAGCCUGAAGCAUGACAAGCCUUAUACCCUAUCGAUGGCUAACGCUGGACCCAAUACGAACGGCAGUCAGUUUUUCAUCACGACCGAGAAGACCCCUUGGCUAGACAAUAAGCACACGGUCUUUGGGCGCGCAGUGCAAGGGCUGGACGUUGUGCACAAGAUUGAGAACGUCAAGACUUUCAAGGAAAAGCCCUUAGUUGAUGUGAAGGUGGUCAGCAUCAGCAUAACCUGA
Molecule: messenger RNA, 1827 nt
Organism: Penicillium chermesinum
Lineage: Eukaryota; Fungi; Ascomycota; Eurotiomycetes; Eurotiales; Aspergillaceae
Product: WD40 repeat domain-containing peptidylprolyl isomerase
Exons: 4
Coding region: 1-1827 (608 amino acids)
Biological process (GO): protein peptidyl-prolyl isomerization; protein folding
Molecular function (GO): protein binding; peptidyl-prolyl cis-trans isomerase activity
Source: RefSeq, a predicted model, not a curated record